Molecule: messenger RNA, 2132 nt
Organism: Eriocheir sinensis (Chinese mitten crab)
Lineage: Eukaryota; Metazoa; Arthropoda; Malacostraca; Decapoda; Varunidae
Exons: 4
Coding region: 348-731 (127 amino acids)
Source: RefSeq, a predicted model, not a curated record
ACUUCACUCUUUCAUCGACUGUCUGGAGAGCAACACGCGACCUCACUUUGUGCCUCCAAUCCGCCAAUCAGUCAAUCAGUCAAGCGCUAAUGUGAGUGUGAUCGCCACGAGACCCUCUAAUGAGCCGCCAAGUCAAUUAGCCAAGAGAUAAUUGUGUGCCGCUGCUAAUAGACUGUUGAUCGGGCCAUUGCGUUGGGUUGUAAAUUCGCCCUUUUGGAAGUUGAGGUCGUUUUUCGGUGAGAGUGAAAAGGAGACUUACCAAGAGGACUUCAGAACCUGGCUAAGUCCAUAAACCCGCUGCCUUGUGUCACAGCUCAGCAGGUUGGUUCACUUCAGCAUUUGUGCAGAUGAGUGCGCGGGGCGGAGUGCUGACGCUGGCGGCCACGCUGACGGUGAUUUUGGUGGUGCUGCAGGCGGCUGAGGCCAAGCUCCCCCCCGUCAUGUGCCUGCUCGAGCGACUGAUCCAGCUGGAGGGUCGGGACCAGCUGAGGUACAUCACGUGCAACCGAGUGCCGGCGCUGGGAGUGUACCACCUCAUACCCCUGACCAGACUGUGUGACGAGGACCGGGAGAAGAUGCCCAAUGUGGAGGAGAAUGCCCAGGAGCUUUAUGACAAGUGCUGCCGCCUCCCUCGCCCCGUCCAAUGCACCGACGACGAGUGGCGAAUCGUGGCCAGAGUUCGCUAUAGAACAGUCUUCUGCACGUACCGCCCCGACCACUGCAUACGCUGAACACCUUCCCCGCACACCUAACAGCCUCUCCCUCUCCCCUUGAGCUGGUUAUAGUGAGCCUGCGAGGGAGGGAUCUAGCGGCCGCCCAGUGCUAAGGUUGGCCCAGUAGAUUUGUGGGUCGUAGAGAUUUGUUGAGUGUGUUGUAUGUAGUGAGGAAAGGAAAGGUUAUUGUUGAAUGGUGUGUUGAUAUCAAGGGUUUUGUUUUGUCUUGAUUUGGUAAUGUGACUUUUUCUUAUCGAUGUUUUCUCUUAGUUAACUUUCUUUAAUUCAUCUCUUCUACGUUUUUUUUUCAACGUUUUUCUUCUUUUUUAUUUUCGUUUCCCUUCUCUUCCUUCACCAUCCUUUGUCUUUCCUCCCCAUCCCUCUCCUUCCCUUCCUUUCCCUUCCCUUCCCUUCCCUUCCCAACUCUCCUCAUCACAUCGCUGCCUUAAACGUCUCUCUCACUCCCUUCCUUUCCCUACCCAUCCCUUCCCAACCCAUCCUAUUCCUUCCCAUCUCUUCCCAUUCCAUCCAAUUCCUCCCCAUCCUAUCCUUACUCUCCCCUUUCCUACACUUCUCUUCCCUUUCCAACGCUUUCCUUCCUUUCUCUUCCCUUUUCUCCCCUUCCCAAUCCUUCUCAUUCAUUCCCUACCUUUGCCAACCCUUCCAUUCCCUUCCCUUCCCAUCCCAUUUCAUCCCUGUCCUUCCCUUCCCUUCCCUUCCCAUCCCAUCCCAUCCCAUCCCAUCCAAUUCCUCCCAAUCCUAUCCCUACGCUUCCCUUUCAAUCCCUUCCCAUCCCUCCCCAUCCCUCUCCUUCCCUUCCCAUCCCAUCCCUCUCCUUCCCUUCCCAUCCCAUCACUCCCCUUCCUUUCACAUCCCUUCCCUUCCCUUUCCUUCCCUUCCCUUAAUCCGUCCACAGCACAGCACCGUUCCUCCCUUCACAAAAAUGCUGAGAGGCUGCGGGAAGGCUGUGUGUGCAUCCUCAGGUUAUGUGUGUGUGUGUGUGUGUGUGUGUGUGUGUGUGUGUGUGUGUGUGUGUGUGUGUGUGUGUGUGUGUGUUAAUUAUAGCUUCCAUAGCAAUAUUAAUAUGUACCUUAUUAGUGUAGGCUGUCACAUUAGUCCAUACUGUGAUUUACCUGUCGAGGCAGAAGUGUGUGAAGGCCAAUUAUUAUGAGGCAGGUAACCCACGUAUUGAAAGGACCUCUUGUGGAAUGGUAUUAGUAUUGUUAUUAUAAGUAGUUGUAGUAGUAGUAGUAGUAGUAGUAGUAGUAGUAGUAGUAGUAGUAGUAGUAGUAGUAGUAGUAGUAAUAAGAAGAGGAGGAGGAGAAGUAUUGGGUAUUAUUAUUAUUAUUAUUAUUAUUAUUAUUAUUAUUAUUAUUAUUAUUGUUAUUAUUGGUACUUCAUUUUCUAUUUCUUUCUUUA